UGGCGGCGCGCGGACGGCUGGGCGGGCGCCGUCCAGGUCCGAGGCUACCUCCUGGCCACCUCCUGCCUUGUCGGGGCUCGUGGCGCCUCCGGGAAAGCUGCGGCCCCGAAGACGGAUCCGAGAUAACUCUUCUUCCUCCAUUUCACCUCUGCAACCCUUUGGACAGCCAGUUCCACAAGCAAAGUCCAGGUCUUUUUCAAGAACAUAUGAUUGAAAGCUGCGAUGAAUGGUCAUAUUUCUAAUCAUCCCAGUGGUUUUGGAAUGUAUGCAUCUCAAAUGAAUGGCUACGGAUCAUCACCCACCUUUUCCCAGAUGGACAGAGAACAGAGUUCAAAAACAAGUGCAAAGGCUCUUUAUGAACAAAGGAAGAACUACGCACGUGACAGUAUCAGCAGUGUAUCAGAUAUAUCCCAAUACCGUGUUGAACACUUGACUACCUUCGUUCUGGAUCGGAAAGAUGCUAUGAUAACUAUUGAUGAUGGGAUAAGGAAGCUGAAAUUGCUUGAUGCCAAGGGCAAAGUGUGGACUCAGGAUAUGAUUCUUCAAGUGGAUGACAGAGCCGUGAGCCUGAUCGAUUUAGAAUCAAAGAAUGAACUGGAGAAUUUUCCUUUAAACACAAUCCAGCACUGCCAAGCUGUGAUGCACUCCUGUAACUAUGACUCUAUUCUUGCCCUGGUGUGCAAAGAGCCAACUCAGAACAAACCCGACCUUCAUCUUUUCCAGUGCGAUGAGAUUAAGGCCAACCUGAUCACUGAAGAUAUUGAAAGUGCCAUCAGUGACAGCAAAGGAGGCAAACAGAAGCGGCGGCCUGAUGCCUUGAGGAUGAUUUCCAAAGCAGACCCUGGUAUACCGCCUCCACCCAGAGCUCCUGCCCCUGUACCCCCGGGGACUGUUACCCAGGUGGACGUCAGAAGUCGGGUGGCAGCCUGGUCUGCGUGGGCAGCUGACCAAGGGGACUAUGAGAAACUAAGGCAGUAUCAUGGGCACGAAGAAACCCCUGAGAUGAUGGCAGCCCGAAUCGACAGAGAUGUGCAAAUCUUAAACCACAUUUUGGAUGACAUUGAAUUUUUUAUCACAAAACUUCAAAAAGCAGCUGAAGCAUUUUCUGAGCUUUCUAAAAGGAAGAAAACUAAGAAAGGUAAAAGGAAAGGACCAGGAGAGGGUGUUUUAACUCUGCGGGCAAAACCUCCACCUCCUGAUGAAUUUAUUGACUGUUUUCAAAAGUUUAAACAUGGAUUUAACCUCCUGGCCAAAUUGAAAUCUCAUAUUCAGAAUCCUAGUGCUACCGAUUUGGUUCAUUUUUUAUUUACUCCAUUAAAUAUGGUGGUGCAGGCAACAGGAGGUCCUGAACUAGCCAGUUCAGUACUCAGUCCCCUAUUGACUAAAGACACAAUUGAUUUCUUAAAUCAUACUGUCAAUAUCGAUGAAAGGCAGCUAUGGAUGUCACUGGGAGAAACUUGGAUGAAAGCCAGAGCAGAGUGGGGAAAAGAGCAAUUCAUUCCACCGUAUGUGCCACGGUUCCGCAAUGGCUGGGAGCCCCCGCUGCUGAACUUCAUGGGGGCUCCGGUGGAACAAGACCUCUAUCCGCUGGCUGGCACAGGGGCCAGCGUCACGGAGCAUCAACACAGACGUGACACAAAAAGAUACCCCUCAGAGCAAUCCAGUGUAUCAGAGUAUCUUCCACCUCCACCUGAUGGGUAUGCAUCCAGUAACCUUUACACAAGAGGGCCCCAUCUGGACCAAGGGGAAGCUGCUGUUGCUUUUAAGCCACCUCCUAACCGCCACGUAGAUAGAAAUUAUGAUCCACACAUAACACAACCCAAGAAAUAUGCCAAAUCCAAGUACGACUUUGUGGCAAGGAACAACAGUGAGCUCUCAGUUCUGAAGGAUGAUAUUUUAGAGAUCCUGGAUGAUAGGAAGCAAUGGUGGAAAGUUCGAAAUGCAAAUGGAGAAUCUGGAUUUGUGCCAAAUAACAUUUUGGAUAUUGUGAGACCUACAGAAUCUGGAUUAGGGCGUGCCGAUCCACCGUACACACAUACCAUACAGCUGUUGAUGCCAAAGAAGGAGUUUGAGUUAUUCAAGCAAUUACUUGGUGAGCUGUCAGAGAAACAAAGGAUGGAGUAUGGUCCAAGAACAUCUGACCCCCCCUCUGCUCCAUCACCUCCUCCAACACCAGCUCCUGUUCCUGUCCCCCUCCCACCGACGACUCCAGCCCCUGUUCCUGUGUCAAAGGCCCCCGCAAAUGUUACCCGGCAGAACAGCAGCUCCAGUGACAGUGGUGGCAGCAUUGUGCGCGACAGCCAGAGGCACAAACAGCUUCCUGUGGACCGAAGGAAAUCUCAGAUGGAGGAGGUGCAGGAUGAGCUCAUCCACAGGCUGACCAUCGGUCGGAGUGCCGCCCAGAAGAAGUUCCACGUGCCACGGCAGAACGUGCCAGUUGUCAACAUCACUUAUGACUCCACACCGGAGGAUGUGAAGACGUGGUUGCAGUCAAAGGGGUUCAGCCCUGUGACUGUCAACAGUCUUGGAGUAUUAAACGGUGCACAACUUUUCUCUCUCAAUAAAGAUGAACUGAAGACAGUCUGCCCUGAAGGGGCCAGAGUCUUUAACCAAAUCACUGUACAGAAAGCUGCAUUAGAGGAUAGCAGCGGCAGCUCUGAACUGCAAGAAAUCAUGCGGAGACGGCAGGAGAAAAUCAGUGCUGCAGCCAGUGAUUCAGGAGUGGAGUCUUUUGAUGAGGGAAGCAGUCACUAAUUUCUUUCUUUGUUUUUAAACUCCAUUUAAAUUUUUGGCAUUAUUCCAACGUGCUUUGUUUUAAGAAGCCAUGAAGGGAAUGUCAGAUUUUUAUCUCUUGGUAGACUUUAUUUAUCGCCAUAAAAAUAACAAUGCAAACAUAAGUAAGUAGAGGACGCGCUUCUGGACCCAUUAUUUUAAUUGAAACAACAAUUUUAAAUAGAAUUUUUUGCCAUUGGGAAAUAUUUUGUUUACUUAAUCAAGGUGAGGUUUUCUUUGUUGGAUUAAUUAUUUCGCCCUCAUCUCGGUGUAUAGGCAGGUAUUUUUGAUGGUGGCGAAUUUAAGUAUUGCAUCAAAACAAAGAUACUGCCCAUGAUUCAAAAUCUUAACAAUCUCAGAUUUGCCUGUGACGAUGGUGUGUGUCACUUGAGGGCGUAGUUACCUUAGGCUAGCCUCUGCUUACUUGGGUCUCUUGUUUGACAUAGUCAGUGAUAAAAUAUUUCGAUUUAUUUAAAGUUCUUAAUGCCAACACUUAAAAAAAAAUCAGUACAUUUAAUGAACUGUAAAAGUACGACAAGGCCUUGAACAUGCAAAUAUAAACCUAUGGAGCAUUCCCAAGACAUUGUAUUUGCCAUGGCUCUGUUGAUUACAAUUCCUUGUAUAGCUUGUAUUUUGGUUUAGCUUAUAUUCUGUUUGUUACUUAUUCUGGGUUCUUAUAUAUAAGAAAGCACAAGUGUAAAAAGAGGUCAUAUAUACUCAAACUAUGUCACAGGAAGUAACCUGCAUUGGUGUGAGUUGCAGUAUUUUGCUUAAUGAAAGUCUCAGUUCGAAUAUUGAUAUUAGUAGUUAGAAGGAAAUUGGGGCCAUUUUAUGUGUUUAUCUGUGUCAAGUUUUUCUGGUAAUAAGAAACACUUAAAUUACACCUGUGUUAAUCCUGUGAAAGAUUCUAGAUAUAGAAAGAAAGAUACUUAACCUUCAACAAAUGUUAUUUUUGGAAACACGAUUUUUGUCAUUAAAUGUUAUAUUAUUUCACAUAUAUAAAACAGAUGUUAUGUAAGAAUGUUGUAUAUUUUAACAUAAAUCCAUGUAGAGAGAUUAUCUAGAUUCAUUAAUUUUCAUAGUGCCUUUUUCACAUGAGUCAGCUGGAAAGUCUGCAAUAAACAGUAUUUGCUGUAUGUUAAUAAAUGGCUUUUGCGUCAUUGGCUAAAGAGUUCUUUGAUAUAUAGCCUGGGAAUCAAGGUUGAGUGGAAUGGAAAAAAUAGAGGCUCAGUCUUUUGUUUUUAAAACUGAUUUUCAGUGUAUUUUUGAGUGGGUAGAAACCUCUCUAGAAUACUUUCUUCAAUUGUUUCUCUUCUUUUCACCUCUCUUAUUCCAUCGUCUCUUCCUUCCAUUGUCUAGUCUCAGUAGUUAAAACAAAUUUACACAGCACUUAUGAUUACUGAGUGCUUCACAGAAAUACUUUGUUAGCUAUCUACUAUAAUUCUGUGUUGUAUUUUAUAGGCAAGGAAAUUCUCCUCAAAUCAUGAGGGAUAUGAGAGCCUCCCAUUUUCCAUUUCUCAAUCUCUCCAUAAUGUUUCACUCAGAUAAGGUGAAACAAACAUGAGAAUGAUAAAGAAUUAUUGUAGAUAUUUUCCAUUUCAUGAGCACAGAUUCACAUUUAUCACUUAGCCCUUAUUGAAAAUAUCUGAAGAUGUAAGGAUAAGAUAAAAGAAAAAUUAGAAGAAACCAAGUGUAACGUAGCAUAGCUGAUAUUAAAAGAACUGGUAUAAUUUACAACUGUGUCUUUAUGCUGUAAAAUUCCAAAGGAAAAUAUCACAGUAGUAACUGCAGGAAGCAGUUACCUCCCACAGCACUGUGGAGACAAAAGAGUUGGGAUUGAUGGAAUUUCGAAUCUCGAGGGAGAGGCCCUAUAGAGUUUGGAUCCAGACAUCUGGGGAGUUUGGCCACUGGUACCUGUGACGUUUGGAGGAAAGACCCCAUGCUGGUGCUGUUGCGUUACAAAUUCAGAAAAGAAUUCAACUGAGAGACUAGUUCAGCAGAUCCACGGAGCUGGGACUCCGCCCUCCGGGGAGCGCACGCCCUCCAGCUGGUCCUUGAAUUUCUGAGGGGGUACAGUGAGGCUGCUUCUGGGGAUGUGGGGAAAACCAAACCAGCUGGUAACUGGAACUGACUGGGAAUCAGUUGCUACUUAUAGAAUGAAGAACC
Molecule: messenger RNA, 4938 nt
Organism: Molossus molossus (Pallas's mastiff bat)
Lineage: Eukaryota; Metazoa; Chordata; Mammalia; Chiroptera; Molossidae
Gene: EPS8
Product: epidermal growth factor receptor pathway substrate 8
Exons: 24
Coding region: 223-2754 (843 amino acids)
Biological process (GO): regulation of Rho protein signal transduction; Rho protein signal transduction; positive regulation of ruffle assembly
Cellular component (GO): ruffle membrane; plasma membrane; vesicle
Molecular function (GO): actin binding
Source: RefSeq, a predicted model, not a curated record